Lotus japonicus is the source of this 1073-nucleotide messenger RNA. RefSeq lists its product as uncharacterized. The coding region runs from base 66 to 746 and encodes 226 amino acids. The transcript has a single exon. The record is from RefSeq and is a predicted model, not a curated record. Lineage: Eukaryota; Viridiplantae; Streptophyta; Magnoliopsida; Fabales; Fabaceae.
UACAAAACCCUAUAAAAUCUGCAUCGGAGACUUUCUAGGUUUGCUAAAAAGUCUCUUUUCCUCUCAUGGAUUCUUCUUCUUCUUCAAGAAGUGGUAGAUCCAAUGAACGUGUUCUUCGUUCUCUCUCAACAACAGCUUCUAGUAAGUUCUGUUAUUACUCCGCAACAACAUCAAACGCACCGUUUCGAUCGACUUCGAAUUCGAGUUCUGGUAAAUUUUCAUCAUCACCGUCGUCGUCGACCUACUUCAACCAACACCGGUCGACUUCACCGACACGUGUCAAUCUAGGUAAAGGCGCCUCAACCGCUCUCUCUUCCAGCGUCCGGUUCGCGAUCGACAACCGGUCUGGUUCACCCAACCGGACCGCUUCCAGCCACGUCAUCACCAGCAACAACAACCGCCAUCAACAUAACCACGGCCACCACACGAUCCAGAAGAGAACGUGUAUGUGCUCGCCGACGAAUCAUCCCGGUUCGUUCCGGUGCAGUCUCCACAAGAACUCCGGCAACGGAAACAACAACAGCAAUCAGAGCACCGAUUCGUAUCUGCCGAAUCGGCUUAACAUGCGGCGGUCGGCGAUGAAGAAUUCGCUGGUGAGGAUCGGUGGAGUGGAAGGGGACUGGGUGAAACGAGCGCUGACUGCUUUGAUUCGGCCGUCGUCGCACCAGCAGAGGAGGAGAGCGGCGUUUUCUCCGAGACCGAGUCGGCUCUCUGUCAUGUCAUGUGCCGCGGAGGAAGAUCUCUGAAUUCUUUAUUCAUUUUUGUUACAGGUGGUGGUUUCCGCUUGCAGUUAGGUCCUGAUGGUGCUUACUCCGGCGGCGAUAUCGCCGGAAGCUAUGGAAGAUUCCGACGUCGAUCUGUGACACCGGACUCACUCGGGGAAAUUUUUUUGUACAUGACAUUUGUUAUGGAACUAUGGAAGUAGUUUUAUGAAAUUUUUUUAUUUUUUUAAAAAUUAAACUAAAAUUAAAGUAGAAAACAAUAAGCCUUCAAAAUUUAAAUAUUAAUCUCAGGUUUAAUUUGUGAAAUUAUUGUCUAAUUGCAUAAUUCAAAUUUCUAAACUUGAGAAUCAA